Messenger RNA from Eutrema salsugineum, 495 nucleotides. Its product is annotated as DNA-directed RNA polymerases II, IV and V subunit 12. Gene Ontology annotation, biological process: DNA-templated transcription. Bases 122 to 277 code for a protein of 51 amino acids. Gene Ontology annotation, molecular function: DNA binding; DNA-directed RNA polymerase activity; zinc ion binding. Lineage: Eukaryota; Viridiplantae; Streptophyta; Magnoliopsida; Brassicales; Brassicaceae. Gene Ontology annotation, cellular component: RNA polymerase II, core complex; RNA polymerase III complex; RNA polymerase I complex. The transcript has 4 exons. The record is from RefSeq and is a predicted model, not a curated record.
ACAAAUAAGUAAUGUUCAAACCAAACGCGAUAUCUCCUUCCUCGUCAUUUCGACGGUAUUCCCUUGAAAUCAUCCUAAUCCUGCUGCAGAAACCCUAAGGAAUAGAUUCAAUUCGAGAAUCAUGGAUCCACUUCCCGAACCCGUUACCUACGUCUGCGGAGAUUGUGGACAAGAGAACACAUUGAAGUCUGGAGAUGUGAUCCAAUGCAGAGAGUGUGGGUAUCGUAUUCUGUACAAGAAGCGUACCCGUAGAGUUGUUCAAUACGAAGCUCGCUGAGAACACCACUAGUCAGUCCUGAGGAAGAUGGUUUCAAGACUUUUUGCCAUUGUAUGUAAUAUAUAUUGACAUGUUUUGUUUGGUUUGAUUUGAACACAAGUGUGACUCUGUAAUUUCCUUGCCUCUUAUGAAUUCCUUAGAAUAAGUGAGUUUACAUUGGUGAAUCCUUUUGAUUGGCUUUAAUUACUCAUCUUCAUUCGCCAUUUCAACAAGCAAAA